Molecule: messenger RNA, 3315 nt
Organism: Coregonus sp. 'balchen'
Lineage: Eukaryota; Metazoa; Chordata; Actinopteri; Salmoniformes; Salmonidae
Source: the annotation of a GenBank genome assembly
AUGUCUGCCGUGUUUGACGGGACUUCCCUGACAGUCACCAUGCAGACCUCUCUCACUCACACACCGCAGAAUGCAUUUAGGUGAGUUGCUUAGCAUAGCUAGCUAGCUAGCAUGCUAGCUAGCCAGUAGUUGGAGCUAUGUGCAGUAGUUGGAGCUAUGUGGCUGCUUCCCUACUGUACCAACAAGUUAUACGGCUGUUAUUAUGCUAAGGUUAUUGUGGAAAGAUGCAGUGGUCAGCAUUUUUCAAGCAUAUAUAUGAAAUGUUUUAGUCUGAGAGAAAAUACAAAUGAUACCAAUUAGAAUUACGUUUGUUUUUAGAUUUUUUGCAACUGUGUGAACUUUUGUCUUGUGUGUAGCCCCCAGGAACUGUCCCAGGAGAUCAAAUCCUUCAUCAGUGGCGUGGACCAGACCCAGGGUCGUAAACUCAGCGUCCGCGAGCAUGCCCGCUGUGCCGUGCGUCUACUACGGUCCGUGCCUGCCUGUCGCGGGGCGGUCCUUGAGCACCUAAGGGGCGUGUACAACGAGCACGUCUCAGCCUUUCUUCACAAUCUAGAGACGGACGGCGAGGGCGACGGGGACUCCAACUUGGAGGACGUCAUCACGGAGGUCCAUGGCGUCCUGGCGGAGUUCAUCAAGCUCAACCCCCGAGCCUGGGCUCCCCUCGUCUCUACCUGGGCUGUAGACCUGCUGGGGCAACUGAGCUCCAAGCAUGCUGGCCGUAGGGCAGCUCCCAACUCCUCCAGCCUCAAUGAGCUGCUGCAGCUGUGGAUGUCCUGUGCAGCUACACGUUCCCUCAUGGAGGCCUAUACCCAGUGCCUGGCGGCCAUGAUAGCCUGGUGUCCUGACCAAUGUGUGGACGCUCUCCUGGACACCUCCGUGCAGCACUCCCCGCACUUCGACUGGGUGGUGGCCCACAUUGGAUCCUCCUUCCCGGGCACCAUCAUCAGCCGCGUCCUGGCCUGUGGCCUUAAAGACUUCUGCUCCCACGGGACGGCUGACAAGUGUCAGGGAGACAAGAGCAGCCGAGUGCCUAAGAUCGGCUCUGUGGUGGGGAUCCUGGGCCACCUGGCGGCACGGCACUCUGACAGCAUCCGGCGGGAGCUGCUGAGGAUGUUCCAGGAGAGCCUCAGUCCCCCAACUAUACCCCCCAGCUCUGGGUCCACCUCCUGGGAAAAUUUAGCCCAGCUCCGCAGAGCCACAGUGCCCUUCCUUCUCCAGCUGGCGGCGCUGUCUCCCUCUCUGCUGGGCGCCGUGUCUACAGAGCUGGUGGAGUCUCUACGGCCUCCAGUCUUGCUCCAGCUCCAGGCUGUUCUACAGGGCCUUCCCAGGGACGAGCUGGACAACAUGCUGGGGCUGGCUGUCCACCUCAUCGCCCAGAGCCCUGCUGGAGGGGCACACGUCCUCCGUUUCCUAGCCGACACGGCCACCCCCGCCUCCGUCAUCAUCUCUGGCCCCACGUCUUCCCCUCACGAGGGGGUGCGAGAGGCCUGCGACCGCCUCCUCCAGAUGCUCCUGCUGCACCUCCACAAGCUGGUCUACACCCGCUCAGAGGGGGACGACGGCUACUACAGCCGCCCCCACUCUCCCUCCUCCCAGGCCCCCCGUGUGGUCCCCUUCCUGGAGGAGCUGCAGUCCCACGUGGGAGAGCUCUGUGCCGAGACGCUGAGACUGGAGAGGAAGCGUCAUCUCUGGCUGCACCAGCUGCUGUGUCUGCUGUGUCUGCUGUCUAUAUACGGGGGCCCUAGCGUGGCCACGGAGGCCCUCUGUCAGCUGCUCAUCCUGGCCCGGAACCCAGACCAGCUGGCCCUGGCCUGGCAGCUCCACACCCCACUGUCCGCCUGCCUGCCAGGCCUCAUCCCUGCCGCAGUGACCCGCUGUGUGGCCCAGAUCCACACACACACCCUGGGACCCAAGCAGCUCUGCCAGCUCCUCCUCAACCUGGCCUCCGCCGUGCAGAGUGUACAGGAGGAGGAAAGGAGGGGUCCAGGAGGAGGUGCUAGUCCUCAGUCCUCCAUGGCAGUGCAGGUUGGAGCAGCGGUCUCAGGACACCUCCAUGACUUCUGCCCUCUGCUCCUCCAUGGUGACCCGGCGGUAUCCCACGCUGCAGUGCGGCUCCUGUCCCGCAGCCCCCUCCCCCGUGCUUUCCCGCCUUCCCACCUGCUGCUCGUCUGUCGGGCCGCCGUCACACACUUCUUCCUGGCGCUGCGGAGGAGAGGAGAGGCAGGGAAGGGGACAGAUGAAGGCCAGGGAGGAGAGGCGGUAAACUGUUCGGUGCUCCUCCUGUCCCGUCUGGUAGGUUACUCCCCUCUAACCCUCAAAUGUGUCCUGCAGCAGCUGGUGGAGGGAGCUCUACAUAAAGGAAACGCUGACCUGUUCGGAGGGCAGAGUGAGGCCAUUGGAGGGGACACCCCCAUCUUCCUGUCCCUGGCCCCUGACCGGGGGGGCUCCCUGCUGGACAUCAACUGUAGGUUCGGCACCACGGUCAACUUCUCUGGCAGCGUGUGGUCUGUGUUCCAUGCUGGGGUGAUAGGGAAGGGUCUGAAGCAGCGCAGCGCUACACCUCACCCCGACCCAGCCAGUGUCAUACAGAACGUCCAGACUCUGCUGGCUGUCGCCGUCCAGUGCUGCAGCACGCCAUCUGGGAAUGGCGGCAACGGUGGAGGCGCCCGACACCAGCCCUCCGUUCCCGACGAGCCGCCGCCCAUCAACGCUGAGGCAGCCAAAAUGAUGGCGGUGACGCUGGUGGAGUAUAUCUGCCCCGACGUGGCCAACGGGGAACUGUCAUGGCCGCCAGAGGAACAUGCCCGCACCACUGUAGAACGUGACAUACACAUCCGCCGCUGCUUCGAGGCCCACCCUGUCCUCUUUCCGUUACUCCAUGUUGUGGCGGCCGGGCGUCCUGCUCUCUGUUACUGUUCUGCGGUGCUCCGGGGCCUUCUGGCCACUCUGCUAGCCCACUGGGAGGCUUCGAGGGAGGCUUUGGCAGUGGACUCCCCGUGGCACCUCCAGGCCUCCUGCAUGCUGGUGUCCUGUAUGGGCGAGGGCCAGUUGUUGCCCCCCGUGCUGGGCAACGUCCACGAGGCUUUCCCCUACCUGACGCCGUUCGAGGUGAGGCUUCUCCUCCUGGCUGUGUGGGAAUAUGUGAGGGGCAACGGCCCCAUGCCACAGAAGUUUGUCUUCAGUGCCGAGAAGGGCCUGUUCUGCCGGGAUUUCUCGCGGGACGGAGACGUGGCAAGAUACGUAGCGCCCAUCCACAGUGUCCUGCAUAAGAACAUUGACCGGCUGGGGCAUCUAUGCUGGCGUUUCCAGCUCUGA